GUGUGUCGGGGGAUGCCCACUGAGCCCCUGCUCCAAGUGUCUCCUUUCUUCUCACUUCUGCACCCUGCCAUUAGCCAAGCUCCUGCUGCCGGGGCGCGGCGGGCACUCAGCCGGCGCCGGCGGCACCGGGGAAGGUUUCAUCCUGUAAGUGGGUUCCCUGUCAUGUUCAAUCAUCAUCAGCGCUGGAGACGCUGCUCGCCGCUCUGCUGCCCCACCGAACCUUGCAGAGGGAGCCACUGUGUCUCCUUGGGAGUGCCGAUGCUCUCAUCCAUGGGUGCCAGCACGGCCUUCUGGCGUGGUGCUGACCUGUGAUCAGGGGGAUGGACAUGGGGACCCGUUGCUGGGCAGGUGGAUGGCGCUCAGGUUGGCUCACGCCUGGCUCUUCCCCCAGGAACCUGCUGGACAUGGACACCUUCUCCAAGUCCGACCCAGUGGUGGUCCUCUUUGUGCAGGUCUCGGGGAGCAGCGAGUGGAAGGAGGUGAGCGUGGCCCCCUCUCCUGGCUAAUCCCCGGCUGGGUUAAACGGGCCCAUAUGGCCGCCCGUGUCCACGCUAAUGAUCCGGCCCCGCCAGCAGCGCUAAUCCCCCACCGGGAUUAGCGCCGAGGCAGCUGCGAUGGGGACGGGUCCUGGGGGGGCCACCCUCACCCCUCUCCCUGCAGUUCGGACGCACCGAGGUGAUCGACAACACCCUGAACCCCGACUUUGUCCGCAAGUUCGUCCUCGACUACUACUUCGAGGAGAAGCAAAACCUCCGCUUCGAUGUGUGAGCACAGCCUGUGCCAGGGGGACACAUAGUGACGCCAUGGUGGGACACCCCGAGGCUGUGCCCUGUGUGGGUGCUGUCGAGGGGGGACAAGUGCCCCUCGGCAGGCUCUAACCUGCUCUCCAUCUCUCCAUGCCCCACGGGGACUGGCAGAAGGACUUCCUGGGGCAGGCAUUUGUGGCACUGGGAGAGGUGAUUGGGUCCCAGCGGGGACGCCUGGAGAGACCUUUAACGGGGGUCCCAGGGAAGCGGUGUGGGACUAUCUUGCUGCUGGCCGAGGAACUGAGCAACUGCCGGGACAUCGUCACAAUGCAGCUGUGUGCCAACAAGCUGGAUAAGAAGGACUUCUUUGGAAAAUCCGAUCCUUUCCUCGUCUUCUAUCGUAGCAAUGAGGAUGGCACCUUUACUAUCUGCCAUAAGACAGAGGUGGUGAAGAACACCCUGAACCCGGUGUGGCAGCCCUUCACCAUCCCCGUGCGCGCCCUCUGCAACGGCGACUACGACCGGACAGUGAAGAUAGAUGUGUACGACUGGGACCGGGAUGGGAGCCACGACUUCAUUGGGGAAUUUGCCACCAGCUACCGGGAGCUCUCUCGAGCACAGAGUCAGUUCACAGUGUAUGAGGUGCUGAAUCCCAGGAAGAAAUGCAAGAAGAAGAAAUAUGUGAAUUCUGGCACUGUGACACUGCUCUCCUUCUCCGUUGAGUCUGAGUUCACCUUCGUUGACUACAUACGGGGCGGGACGCAGCUGAAUUUCACUGUUGCCAUUGACUUCACGGCCUCCAAUGGUGAGUGCACUUGGUGUCUGGGAGGGUCCCCAUCACCGUGGGGCUGGCCGUGGGGCGGGUGCAAUGGGCACUGUGCUGCAGGGUUGCCAUCACAGCCCACCUCGCUGCACUACGCGAGCCCCUACCAGCUGAGCGCCUAUGCCCUGGCACUGAAGGCAGUGGGGGAAAUCAUCCAGGACUACGACAGUGACAAGCUCUUCCCUGCCUACGGCUUUGGUGCCAAAGUCCCACCUGACGGCAAGAUCUCCCACCAGUUUCCUCUGGUGCGCCCUCCCCAUGGGACAGGGCUGAGAGUGAACCCAGACCCCUGGCUGUGGGGCAGAGCUGGCCUUGGGAGUGCCCACAGCAGCUUGGCGGGGAGGGGAAGCACCCUGGCAACAUUCUGCCCCAGUGUCCCACAGCCUGGGGGACAGCAGGAGCUGUGGUCCCCCACCAAGUGCCCCAUCUCUAUCCCCCAGAACAACAAUGUGGAGAACCCCAGCUGUGCUGGCAUUGAAGGCGUGCUGGAGUCCUACCUCCAGAGCCUGCGCACCGUCCAGCUCUAUGGUCCUACCAACUUUGCUCCCGUCAUCAACCAGGUGGCUGGGAUAGCUGCCCAGGUGACCGAUGGCUCACAAUAUCACGUCCUGCUCAUCAUCACUGAUGGUGUCAUCUCUGACAUGCUGCAGACCAAGGAAGCCAUUGUCACUGCUUCCUCCCUGCCCAUGUCCAUCAUCAUUGUGGGAGUAGGUCCAGCUGAGUUUGAGGCCAUGGAGGAGCUGGACGGUGACGAGGUACGGUUGUCUUCCCGGGGACGGUAUGCUGAGAGGGACAUUGUACAGUUUGUGCCAUUUCGGGAUUACGUGGACGACUCGGGCAACCAGGUGCUGAGCAUGGCCCGCCUGGCCAAGGACGUGCUGGCUGAGAUCCCUGAGCAGCUGCUCUCUUACAUGAAGACCCGUGACAUCAAGCCUCGCCGGGCAGAUCCCGAGUAGCUCUUCCAUGAGCCAUGGGACUGACUGGUGGGGCGAGGAUAUGUCACCCUUUUUCUGCCGGUGGCCAGGGCUUAACGGAGAUGUGACCACCGCAUUAGGGAGAUAAUCAGCUGCUAUGGUUGGUCAAAACAGGGCUGCAACCCGCUUCUGGCAGUGAGACCACAGGGCUGGACAUCCUCGGCUGCCCCUUCCUCCGGCCCGAUGUCCAGCAGCAGGGCGGGACUGUCCCUCGCCCGUGGCAGUGCGGGGGAGCACGGUGUGUGCGUGUCCCUGGAGAGCAGCCUGGCGUCUGCCCGGGGAGGCUGACCCUGAGUGCCUGCCGGGGGUCUCAGCCCCGCUGCUCCCUGGGGCAGCGGCCUCGCCCUGCUCCUGCCUGCGCCCCAUUCCUGCCUGCACCCGCUCCCGCCUGCGCGCUCUCCUCCGGCUCCGCUAGCCCGCCUGCCCGGCCUGCCCAGGCCCUGCCCGCGGCCGGGGCUGCCGGGGCGGAGGGCAGGCGGGUCUCUACCGCGUUACCGACUGUAAAUAAACUGCUCAACCGGG
Messenger RNA from Passer montanus (Eurasian tree sparrow), 3065 nucleotides. RefSeq names its product copine family member 9 (gene CPNE9). The record is from RefSeq and is a predicted model, not a curated record. Gene Ontology annotation, biological process: cellular response to calcium ion. Bases 897 to 2525 code for a protein of 542 amino acids. The transcript is spliced from 16 exons. Gene Ontology annotation, molecular function: calcium-dependent phospholipid binding. NCBI's taxonomy places the organism in Eukaryota, Metazoa, Chordata, Aves, Passeriformes, Passeridae. Gene Ontology annotation, cellular component: plasma membrane.